Messenger RNA from Batrachochytrium dendrobatidis JAM81, 1647 nucleotides. RefSeq lists its product as uncharacterized. The transcript has 2 exons. Bases 1 to 1647 code for a protein of 548 amino acids. Lineage: Eukaryota; Fungi; Chytridiomycota; Chytridiomycetes; Rhizophydiales. The record is from RefSeq and is a predicted model, not a curated record.
AUGAUGGCGUCAGAACUCUGGGUCAAGCUUGGAAGCUAUAACGCAGUUGAAGUCUCUACUGAAGGAUGUCGAAAUGUCGACAAAUUUCUCAAGGCUUGCAAGAGGGAGCUCCCCCGCUUGCUUGACGCUUACGACUCUGCUCAACUUUCCCUCUCCACCACUGCCGGUGGUCCUGCUCUUCGACCUGGUCUUCUGCUGUCUGAUAUUCUCUCUCAGCCUGGCUAUGUGGAAAACACUGCCAAGGCUCCUCUCUUCAUCAGUGUUGCGGACAGUUCUGCUCAACGAACUACCGGUGCUGAUAUGAAUAUCGUCACCAAUGCAUUUCCUCCCCUUGGACGGAGGCAACUUUACAGCAGUGCAAAAAGUACAACUCGCCAGCAGUCGAUUUACGGCAUUACAGUUCAAGUGGAGAUUGGAAACUUUGGCAUACUCCAAGAGCUCAAGCUGGAACGCUUGAACAAGACAGGAUCACUUCUCUGGACUGAAGUCGUGCUAUCUGAUCGAAAUACGCUCGAUAAUUGGUCUGGAGAGAUAGACAUUCAAACUUAUGUCAAGAAUGCAUUGAAAGAUUGCUCGAGAGUUUGCCCGUUUCUCAAAUCGUUGGAUGUUUACCGAGAACAAACCUUUUCCUUUGCUCAGAUAAUGGAUAAAAAGCAAGGCAACAGAGCAGAUGCAAUUGUAUUCGUUAAAGACACAGCAUUUAUUACUGGUGUUGCCGAAGUCAAGGUCCCCGGCUCGAAUUUGGACGAUAUUUAUCAGAUUGUGGAUUAUAUGGUUGACCUACGGAAUUCAUUCAAUGUCCGCUAUGUCUUUGGCGUGUAUACAACGUAUGAAGAGUGGAAAAUCCUGUGGUUUGAAGACUCGCAGGAGGCAGCUGAAAGUGACUCAAAGGAACGGUAUGACGAACUGUGUCUUGCAGGCAGUGCCAAUGAAUACGCGAUCACAGAAGGAGCAGUGAAGAUAUUCCAGUCAAAGACCUAUCGAUUUUGUGAUCCUGAAUUGAUUGAAUGCCUGGCGACUCUGUUGUACAAAGUGUCAAUGACUCCAGUUUACAAUCCUACCAAGUUCAUCGAUGACCGUUCAAGAUAUGUGUACGCCACUGCCACAUCAAUCCAGUACAAGUCACUUCCCAAGCGCUUGGAAUAUUUCAAGUAUGCAAUGCCACCCAAGCAGACUCGCAAUUUCUACAUCUUGUCAUAUUUUCAUCGCGGAGGAGAUGGUCGUGUGGUGUUGGUUACUUCAGAAAGUGGCAAUUUGGCAGUGAUCAAAUGCAAGUUUUCGUCGCUUCAAACCUGGAACAAGAUAAGCUCAAAGUUUAACUACGACCUGCUCAGUGAAGAAUUGGAAGAUUGCGUCAAUACCCAGCAGUUGGAUGCCUACCAAGUGUCCCCAUUGUUGGCUGCCAAAGAAGCACUGUCUACCGUUGCUGACAAACUAUCGUCACAUAUGGAUUUAUGUUUUCGCCACGUUGCUCUCCUACCAAAGCGGAAUAGCCAAACGGAUUUCUAUGAUUUUCAAGCCAUUCUGAUUGAUCUGACAAGAGUUGAAUCAGAACUAGAUCCCCAAGUCGCCCAUUCGCGCGCAGCUGAAGGUUAUGCAAAAUUGGAGUUGGAACUUGACCAAAUUAAGAAGGCAUUCCCCAACUAA